AUGUCUCUUCUCAAGCAUAGACUACAACUCCAUCUCCAGCUUCUUCCAGGACCGCAUUCGUAUUCUACCCUUGGCUAUAACCCCAACACCACAACUACCGCUGUUUCUACCCCUAUAUUUCGACAAGUAUUUAGCCUUUUCGAUUUUGAAAAAGUUUGUGUUCUAGGUCAUGGCAAUCAAGGCAUUGUCUACAAGGUACGCCAUAAGCACACUUCAGCCAUCUAUGCUCUAAAAAUUAUACCAACUCAAUCUCAAACUACCCACCCUUAUCAACCCUCCAUUGAAGCCAAUAUCCUAUGUCGAACAGACUCCCCUUUUAUCAUCAAAUGCCACGCUAUCUUUGAACCGCCGACCUUGGCAGGUUCAAAAGCCAUUCUUAUGGACUACAUGGACGCAGGAACACUUGAUUCACUUCUCAAAAUCAAUGGUCCUUUCUCUGAAUCCUCGAUUGCGCAGAUUGCAUACCAAAUACUUAAUGGUCUCCAGUAUCUUCAUGCUCGCAACAUUGUCCAUUUAGAUAUUAAGCCUUCUAAUCUCCUUGUUGAUAAAAAAUUGAAAGUGAAAAUUGCUGAUUUUGGAGUGAGCAAGAUAGUGAAUGCGCAUUCAACACCCGAAAAUUACGGUUCUUAUGUGGGAACAUAUGCUUAUAUGAGUCCUGAAAGAAUGGAUUCUUCUAGGUAUGAUCCCAAAUAUGUUUAUGCGGGAGAUGUAUGGAGCUUAGGUGUGAGUUUGUUGGAGCUUUAUAUGGGUCAUUUCCCUUUCUUCCCACCCGAGAAGAAACCCAGUUGGAUGGAAGUGGCGUUGGUAACAUGCUUUGGGGAACCUAUAAUCAGUAUCCCAGAGACAGCAUCGGCAGAAUUUUUAAGCUUUAUCAAGUGUUGCUUGGAGAAGGAUCCUAGUAAGAGAUGGGCAGUGCCGAAACUUUUAUCUCACCCUUUCGUUUACAGGGUGAGAGAUGACUUCAAUUAAUUAGAAUUAACUAUUAAUCCAGAGCUGUGAAAUAAAGUGAAGUCCAUGGAUCGAUCGUUGAGUCAAGCCGUGAACUCAGCCUAUCAGCAUCGAACUA
Molecule: messenger RNA, 1066 nt
Organism: Mangifera indica (mango)
Lineage: Eukaryota; Viridiplantae; Streptophyta; Magnoliopsida; Sapindales; Anacardiaceae
Product: mitogen-activated protein kinase kinase 9-like
Exons: 1
Coding region: 1-969 (322 amino acids)
Biological process (GO): protein phosphorylation
Cellular component (GO): cytoplasm
Molecular function (GO): ATP binding; protein serine/threonine kinase activity
Source: RefSeq, a predicted model, not a curated record